Lycium ferocissimum is the source of this 1309-nucleotide messenger RNA. RefSeq lists its product as uncharacterized. The transcript has 6 exons. The record is from RefSeq and is a predicted model, not a curated record. NCBI's taxonomy places the organism in Eukaryota, Viridiplantae, Streptophyta, Magnoliopsida, Solanales, Solanaceae. Bases 74 to 1201 code for a protein of 375 amino acids. Gene Ontology annotation, molecular function: hydrolase activity.
UCCUUGAUUUUCUGAUGUAGGAUUAGCUGAUUCCAGAGUAGAGGAAAUAGGAAAGUAGAGGAAAGCAAAAAACAUGGUUCUAUGCUUAAUUUCGGCCAGCUCGAGUUUCUCUCUGCAGCCUGGGCGUUCGAGAUGUCUCUGCAAAUGUAUGAGAGUCCAGAAUUGCGGGAGAUAUUUCAUGAAGCAUGCUGAUAUUACAAGGCAUAAGAUAAUCCCUUCUGCUAGGGUAGAUACAGUUGGUUUGGAGGUUUUUGUAGUUUCAGACUUGCAUACAGAAUACGAGGAGAACAUGGCAUGGGUUAAGGGUUUACCAAAAAAGGGGAAGAAAAAGGAAGUUCUUCUCGUUGCAGGUGAUGUUGCAGAGACUUAUGAGAAGUUUGUGUUAACAAUGUCCCUCUUGAAGUCUAGUUUUGAGCACGUGUUCUUUGUGCCUGGAAAUCACGACCUUUGGCUCCAUAGGGAGAAAGAGAAUUAUAUUAAUUCUCUUCAAAAGCUGGAUAAAAUGCUUGAUGCAUGUCAGAGGCUUGGUGUGGAAACUAAUCCCAGUGUCAUUGAUGGUUUGGCAAUUAUUCCUCUAUUCUCAUGGUACCACGAGAGCUUUGAUAGGGAAAAGGACAUAACUGGCAUCCGCAUUCCAUCUUUGGAGCUGGCAUGUAAGGACUUCCGUGCAUGCAAGUGGCCUGAUGGACUCAUAAAUGGAGAUAACUCCCUUGCUACACAUUUUGAUGCCAUGAAUGACAAGAAUCAGGAUACAAUCCAGGAAAUGAUGGCAAGGUGCAACCAAAUAAUUUCAUUCUCACACUUUAUUCCGAGACUAGAGCUUUGUCCAGAGAAGAGAAUGCUUUUCUAUCCCAACCUUCCAAAGAUGAUCGGUUCUGACUUUCUGGAGGCUCGAAUAAGAUACAUACAUGGAGCUAGAGGGAGCACAAAUGCUUGUCAUAUUUUUGGUCACACCCAUUUCUGCUGGGAUGUCCUGCUUGAUGGAAUCAGGUAUGUACAGGCGCCAUUAGCGUAUCCAAGAGAGCGGAAGAGAAGAAUGAAUGGAGGAGAAGACUGGCUGCCAUUUUGCAUCUACUCUAAUGGUAAACUCACAGAGAAUAUAUCUCCUUGUUAUUGGCCUGAUUAUUAUGCCUCUAAUGCCAGAACCCCUGAUGUAACUGAACUUGCUCCAUGGGUUGCCAGAUACUAUCGCAAACUUUAGCAAUCUCUAAAGAAGAAACUUGUUCCAAGGCCUAGCCAAAUUUGUUGUACUAUUAUCAUUUUGUAAUUUGUUUCCAUCAGCCAUGGUAUUCAUUCAGUUCUGCCACUA